AUGAGAGCAGAAGUGGCCGCCGCAUUUGAGAAAGUUAAGGCUAGAGAUCCCAACCAAACCGAGUUUCUUCAAGCAGUUGAGGAAGUCUUCGACUCUUUGGGGCCGCUUUUUGACAAGUACCCGCAUUAUGUCAAGGUUUUGGAAGCAAUCUGCGAGCCCGAGCGGGUCAUCCAAUUCCGCGUGCCUUGGCUGGACGACAACAACAAAAUGCAGGUGAACCGAGGUUUCCGAGUCCAAUUCAACCAAGCCAUCGGACCUUACAAGGGCGGCCUUCGCUUCCACCCCUCCGUCAAUUUGUCCAUCAUCAAAUUCCUCGGUUUCGAGCAAAUCUUCAAAAACGCCCUAACUACGCUCCCCAUGGGCGGCGGAAAGGGAGGCUCCGACUUUGACCCCAAGGGAAAAUCGGACGCCGAAGUGAUGCGAUUUACACAGUCGUUUAUGACCGAACUUUCGCGAUACAUUGGCCCAGAUGUUGACGUCCCUGCAGGAGACAUCGGAGUCGGCGGCCGGGAAAUUGGAUACAUGUAUGGACAGUACAAAAGAAUGCAAGGUGAUCACUCCGGCGUUCUGACCGGAAAAGGCCACGGCUGGGGCGGUUCGCUGAUUCGACCAGAAGCGACCGGUUUUGGCUGCGUUUAUGCCUUGAAAAACUGCGUCGAUGAAUUUGGCGUUUCUCUCGAAGGAAAAAAGGUUCUUAUUUCUGGCUCUGGAAACGUCGCCCAAUACGCUGCCAUCAAAUGCAAAGAGUUCGGAGCUCAAGUUUUGACGUUCUCGGACUCGAAUGGAACGAUCUAUGAGCCAAAUGGGUUCUCGGAUGAGCAGAUUCAACAAGUUCUUGAUAUCAAGAACAAUAAACGAGGCCGAGUGGCAGACUACAAAUCCGAAACCGUCCAAUUUUUGAAAGGAACUCGACCUUGGGGCGUCGGAGCUGCCGAUGUCGCCCUUCCUUGCGCCACUCAAAACGAAAUCAGCAAGGAAGACGCGGAAAGUCUCAUCGCCGCUGGAGUCAAAUACGUCUUUGAAGGCGCGAACAUGCCUUCUACUCCAGAAGCUAUCGAAGUCUUCAAAAGAAACAAGGCUGUUUUCUUCCCAGCAAAGGCCGCCAAUGCUGGAGGAGUGGCAGUUUCCGGCCUUGAAAUGGCUCAGAACUCUGCUCGAUAUUUCUGGACAAGAGACGAGGUCGACAACAAACUCAAAGGAAUCAUGGCUAGCAUCUGGAAAGCGUGUUCUGAAACCGCCAAAGAACUCGGUCAUGAAGGCGACUAUCAGCUCGGCGCCAACUGCGCUGGCUUCAAAAUUGUGGCCGAUGCGAUGAUUGCUCAAGGAUACGUUCUUUGA
Messenger RNA from Oikopleura dioica, 1338 nucleotides. The record is from the annotation of a GenBank genome assembly. NCBI's taxonomy places the organism in Eukaryota, Metazoa, Chordata, Appendicularia, Copelata, Oikopleuridae.